Molecule: messenger RNA, 702 nt
Organism: Encephalitozoon intestinalis ATCC 50506
Lineage: Eukaryota; Fungi; Microsporidia; Unikaryonidae
Exons: 1
Coding region: 1-702 (233 amino acids)
Biological process (GO): post-translational protein targeting to endoplasmic reticulum membrane
Cellular component (GO): TRC complex; membrane
Molecular function (GO): molecular adaptor activity; protein binding
Source: RefSeq, a predicted model, not a curated record
AUGAACUCGAAGGAAAUAGAAAGAUACUUCAGAAAGAAAAGACAGUAUCUGAGUAAGGAGGAGUACAGGACAAUAGUUGAGGUAUUAAGGAGGCUGGAAAAUGCCGAAAAAACCUCAAACAAGCACCUUGCAGAGGAGAUGAAAAACAAAGGAAAUGAAGAAUACAAUGCCGGAGAUUUCCAAUCGGCUAUAGACUCAUAUACCCAAGCUAUCAUCUACGACCCGACUAACGCAGUCUAUCUAUCAAAUAGAGCUGCUGCCUACUCAAAGCUCGGAAUGGUAGAAAGUGCAAUCGAAGACUGUGAAAGAGGACUGAAAAUCGAUUGCAAAUUUGUAAAGCUAUAUAUAAGGCUUGGAAUGCUGCAUCUCGACAGAGAUAAGGAAAAGGCAUGCCAGAUCUUCAAAAGGGGGCUGGAGAUCGAUCCAGAAAACAAGACACUAAAAAGACAGCUUGCCCUCCUUCAGGAAAAAACUCCCGAUCAGUCUUUGAAAUCUUCCAAAUCCCCCUCUCUGGACGACAUGGUCAAGAACAUAAACAUGGAAGCCCUUAAAGACAGCAAGAUCGAUUUCAACUCUUUUUUCAACAACAAGAACAUUAAAGAUGUCUUGGAUACAGUCAUCAAAGACAAAUCUCCUAAGGAUCUGAUGGAAAUGGUCAAAGAUGUGAUUGAGGCAAUGGGAGGUCAGGACUGCAAAAAAUAA